CAAUGCUUGAGAAAGAGCGUGGGACGCAAAAGCAGCUGGAAAAUCUUGUUUGUUGUCGUCAUAAAUUAUUGGCUGGAAAUGUGGCAAAGUUGGGGGAGUAAGAUUAGUCACACUUGCCAGUGAGUAGUGGUUGAUGUUGCCCUCCGGGAAUUUAGAGGCGUGUGCCCCACGGAAACGACAGAUUUGGACAUGAAACAAGUUGACUUGGAAAUUGAGGAGAACCUGGAACGCCACCGGACGUCCGGCUUCUGCCACUCCAAAGCUCUGGUACUCCGAAGGGGCUCGCCGUUCAGAGUCAGCCUGCCUAUGAAUGAUUGCCCUUUCAACUCCCGCACCGACACGCUGAGGAUCAAGGUCAUGCUUGGCCGCCUGUAUGUGACCAUGUCCGUCACACUGUCUAAAAACAUUUCUUCAUCUCGUUGGGUGGCCUUUCUGGACCCCGAGAGCCUGGACGUGAGCAAGCCAUCGGUGUUCAUCUGCGCCCCGGCCUCGGCCUCGGUGGGCUGCUACACUUUUAAAGUGUUGGGGUUUGCCCAAAAAAAGGUGAAAUUUCGCGCUUUGGGCAAAUUCAUUCUGCUCUGCAACCCCUGGUGUCGUGCCGACAGCGUGUACAUUCCCUUCGAGGACCAGAGGGAGGAAUACGUCCAGAAUGACACAAGUUUGCUCUUCAUGGGGACGGCUAGCAACGUGGUGUCCAGACCCUGGUCCAUGGACCUGUUUGAGCCAGAUGUCCUGGAAGCGUGUCUCAACUUGCUCAAUAUCAGCCCUCAGCACCAACGCAAGAAGAGGACGGAUUACCUGCACCGCAACAACCCAGUCUACAUCAGCCGAGUCGUUUCAGCCAUGAUCAACUGCGAGGAUGACCGCGGUGUGCUGAAAGGCAACUGGUCAGGCGACUUCAGCGGCGGGGUCCACGCGUCCAAGUGGACAGGUAGCGGAGACAUCCUGAGGACCUGGGCUCAGUCCGGCUACCGACCCGUCAAGUACGGCCAGUGCUGGGUGUUCGCCGCCGUCAUGUGCACAGUCAUGCGCGUCCUUGGAAUCCCGUGCCGCGUCGUCACCAACUUCAACUCGGCUCAUGAUACCAACGGCAACCUGGUGAUCGAGGAGUUCUACAGCGAGACGGGAAAGAAGCUGAAGAGCACCAAAGACUCAAUAUGGAACUUUCACGUGUGGGUGGAGUGCUGGAUGAGUCGACGGGAUUUGGGCGGCGGAGACAUGGACGGCUGGCAGGCUCUGGAUCCCACCCCGCAGCACAGGAGCAGAGGUGUGUUCUGCUGCGGGCCGGCUCCCGUCAAGGCCAUCAAGGAGCGCCGCGUGGACCUCUUCUACGACAUCCCUUUCGUUUACGCCGAGGUGAACGCCGACGUCCACACGUGCGUGGUGAGCCAGGGUCGCGUGCUGAGCCGCAGCGUGGACACGGAGAGAGUGGGGCCGCUCAUCUGCACCAAAGCCGUGGGUUACCCCAGGCUGCACAACAUCACCCCGGAAUAUAAAAACGUCAAAAGCCCCUAUUCAACACUCUCCUCAAACGGUUCCUGCCGCUCAGAGAGCUCCACGCUGAGACGAGGCACAGGCAAGCUGGUUGGCAUCCUGACCCUGGACAAAACUCCCGUGGCUGGUGCCGUCAUCCACAUUACCCUGAAGGUCAUCAACAGGCAGCCCGUGGCCAAAAUGCUCAAGGUCCACAUCAACGCGCAGAUCAAAGAAUACAACAACAGCCCUGCAGACACUUUCUGGGAAAACCACAGUGUGCUACACUUGGGACCCCUGGAAGUGAAGGUCCUUAAGCAGCAAAUUCUUCCGGACCAAUACGAGGACGCGGUGGGGGACGACCUGGUCAACCUGGCGGCCGUGCUGGAGGACAUGGCCACUCACGAGCGCCUGCUGGCCUUCGAGGAGUUCAAUGUGGCCACUCCGGAGCUCGUCAUUCAGGUUGAGGAUGAAGACAAGUUGGUGCUGCACCAGGAGCAGAUUGCCAACGUGACCUUCACUAACCCGUUCUCCCAUCCCGUAAGCGGAGUGCUGAGUGUGUCCGGCGCCAGCCUCCUCCAAGGCCACAGCCACUUCAGAAUGUUUGCGCUGCGUCCCGGCCAAAGUGGAAAGCAACGCAUCGCCUUUGUCCCCAGCAUGACGGGAACUAAGAUGCUUCAGGCUUUGCUGAGCCUCUCCAACAAGUCCACCGUCAGAGGAUUCAAGAUGAUCUCCAUCCGCCCUCUUUAAAUCAACAUGCUUUCUGAUUUACCGUCAAAUGUGAAUGCGGCCGUCGUACGCUCGCAAAAUGACAACGUAGGCUUUUUUAAACUGACAAGCUGUGACAUCAAGAAAUGUGUACAACGUAUACGUAUGUACACUAUUUUGUGCAUUUAAUCAUUUAUAGCACGGUACGGAAGUCCAAUUCAUUUUGUACAUUUCUAUUAUUUAUUCUGUCUCCAAACCAUGAAUCCAAUUGAAUUAGCUGCAUACUACUCAUAUUUACAACACGUAGAAGAAAUCAGGAAUGUUUCCUUUACUGAUAUUUGUGUUAUAAACAGUAAUUAAAAGGCAUCCUCAUUUUGAAAAUGGAUGAUCAAUAUUA
Molecule: messenger RNA, 2578 nt
Organism: Syngnathus typhle (broad-nosed pipefish)
Lineage: Eukaryota; Metazoa; Chordata; Actinopteri; Syngnathiformes; Syngnathidae
Gene: tgm5l
Product: transglutaminase 5, like
Exons: 14
Coding region: 190-2223 (677 amino acids)
Biological process (GO): peptide cross-linking
Molecular function (GO): protein-glutamine gamma-glutamyltransferase activity
Source: RefSeq, a predicted model, not a curated record